Messenger RNA from Monoraphidium neglectum, 1074 nucleotides. RefSeq lists its product as hypothetical. The coding region runs from base 1 to 1074 and encodes 357 amino acids. Gene Ontology annotation, biological process: peptidyl-lysine monomethylation. The record is from RefSeq and is a predicted model, not a curated record. Gene Ontology annotation, molecular function: protein-lysine N-methyltransferase activity. Lineage: Eukaryota; Viridiplantae; Chlorophyta; Chlorophyceae; Sphaeropleales; Selenastraceae. The transcript is spliced from 3 exons.
AUGAGCUUGAAGGUCAAUGGGCUAACAUUCGCGGCCACAGGCGUGGUGCCGGCCUCUGCAACACUCGCACGGGCACGACAUGGCCGCCGGUUGCGCUGCAACCCCACCGCCGCCGCAACAUCCCAUACCUUCGGCCCCGAGCAGCCGCUGCGCGAGUGGCUGGCACGUGAGGGCGGCUUCCUGCACCCGGGGCUCCGCCUGGUCGACAGGGCGCCGUGCGGCUGCCGCGGCGUGGUGGCUGCUGAGACCAUCCCCCUCGAGGAGCUGGCGGGCCACGGUCCUCUGGUGGUGGUCCCUAAGGACCUGCACCUCGAGAACACCGCCGCCCUCAAACUCCUGGAGAGCUGGAUGGGGCCCGCUGCGGCAGCUGACGCGGCAGCCGGCAUGAGCAGCGCGGCGCUCGUCGCAGUUGCCCUGGCGUACGAGAAGGCGCUCGGGGCCGCCUCCCGCUGGGCCCCCUACAUAGCCUCACUCCCAGAGGAGCCGCCUGCGCCCUGGCUGCUGCCGCGGGAGGCGCUCGCAGCGGCGGCGGCAGCGGCGAUCGCGGGGCGCGGUGGUGGGGGCGGCGAGGGCGGCUGUACUGAAUCAGAGUGGGUGGCGGCAGCCAAGGCGCGGCGAUCAGAGGUAGAGGAGGAGGUGACACGCGCGUGCCUCGCGCUCGCUGAUGCAGCUGCUGCAGCGGACGCGGCGCGCCACCUGGGCAGCCGCACAGCCGGCAGCACAUCCGGCUCGGGCGGCGACACCUGCGGGUCGUGGCUGACCCCGCCCCUGCUCACCUGGGCGUUGGCACAUGUCCAGUCGCGGUCGCUGGGCACUGCGGGAAGCAGCGGCCUGGUCCCUGUGGUGGACCUCCUGAACCACUGCGCGUCGGCGCGGCCCCCCAUGCUGCAGCUGGACGACAGCGACAGGCUGGUGGUGACGGCCCUGCCCACCAGGGGCGGCGAGGCGGCGCCGCUGGCCGCGGGGGAGGAGCUGCUCAUCAGCUACGGGGCCAGGGCCCCCCUGGAGGGCUGGCUCAAGUUCGGGUUUGUGGCGGAUGAGUGGUGGGAGGGGGCCAGGGACGAGGAGGUGUAA